This is a messenger RNA of Thalassophryne amazonica, 916 nucleotides long. RefSeq names its product cytosolic iron-sulfur assembly component 2B (gene ciao2b). Lineage: Eukaryota; Metazoa; Chordata; Actinopteri; Batrachoidiformes; Batrachoididae. The transcript is spliced from 8 exons. The record is from RefSeq and is a predicted model, not a curated record. Bases 76 to 555 code for a protein of 159 amino acids. Gene Ontology annotation, cellular component: cytosolic [4Fe-4S] assembly targeting complex. Gene Ontology annotation, biological process: iron-sulfur cluster assembly.
UUAAAGCGACAAGUUUACAUUAAUUAAAAAAAAAAUAACAGAAUUAUUUAAUUUAGGAGAACAACAAUCUCCGUGAUGUCUGCAGGAGGUCGUUUAGAAAACGAAAAUCCUGUUGUUUUCCAGCGGUCCGGAGAACGACUCCUGACGGCGUCCGAGGAGGAUGAAGAAGUUCACGACCCGAUUGACGACAGAGAAAUAUUCGAUCUGAUCAGAUCCAUCAAUGACCCAGAACACCCACUUUCUCUGGAGGAGCUCAAUGUGGUGGAGCAAGUCCGGGUCAAAGUGAAUGAUGUGGAGAGCACAGUCAGUGUGGAAUUUACACCUACAAUCCCCCACUGCAGCAUGGCAACACUCAUUGGCCUGUCAAUCAAAGUCAAGCUGCUGCGCUGCCUCCCAGACCGGUUCAAAAUUGAUGUUCACAUCACUCCUGGGACUCACGCCUCAGAGGAAGCAGUGAACAAGCAGCUGGCAGACAAAGAGCGAGUGGCGGCGGCUUUGGAGAACUCGUCCCUGCUGGAGGUGGUCAACCAAUGUCUGUCCACAAGGAGCAUCUGAGCAGCCAAUCAGAUCGCUUCGUCCUCUGUCCAGAUGGUUAUUGUAAACAGCAGCAAUGGUCUUUUUCGGCUGCGGCGUGUGAGCUCUUAGAGGGUCAUGCAGACUUUAUGUGAUCCAGUUCUCCUGAAGCCUGCAGACAAACAUCAGUGUUAUAGGUGUUUCUUGAACAAAAUGCAGAAACUGACAUGAUUUUUUUUUCCCCCAUAACCUUUGAAUUAUGAGGUCCGCAGUGUGGAUGAGGUUGAAUUCUUCUGCAGCAGCAUCAAGUGAUCUGUGAAUCUGCAACAACAUGUUUUGUAAAUAUUUAUGGGACUUUAUUGAGAAUGUAUUUAGUAAUAAAGAAUAUAUGUGCCAUAAAUGU